Messenger RNA from Leptomonas pyrrhocoris, 2688 nucleotides. Its product is annotated as putative mitochondrial ATP-binding cassette protein subfamily G, member 4. Gene Ontology annotation, molecular function: ATP hydrolysis activity; ATP binding; ABC-type transporter activity. The record is from RefSeq and is a predicted model, not a curated record. Gene Ontology annotation, cellular component: membrane. The transcript has a single exon. Lineage: Eukaryota; Euglenozoa; Kinetoplastea; Trypanosomatida; Trypanosomatidae. Bases 490 to 2688 code for a protein of 732 amino acids.
AGAGGUCGUAUCUCUUUCCUUUUCUUUCUCUCUUUCGCUCAGCGUCUUCGUCUCCGCACUCGCAUCUUUGCCACAGCCAUUCAAAGCCUUCUGUGUGGCUCCGCUUACAUACACACACCCAGACACACACACGCACACACAUACGCACGCACGCACGUCGACAGCCGCAAGAGCUUUGAGGUCCGUCCUGCACAAUCGGUAAAGGACGUUGCUUUCUGGUUCUGUUUGCUUCGCUUCAUCCCCACGUCUUCGGCAGUGACCAUCGUCUAUUCUCCUCGCACUGCUUCAGGCUUCUUUUUCCUUCCUCUCUGUUGCGGCUGCUGUCGGGAUUCACGAGUCCCCUGUUGACGCCACCAGACCUUUUCUUUUCCUUUUCUCCGUUGCGGAGGCAGCUGAAGGCUUCUUCCUUCCGUCUCCUCCUCGCUCUGCUCCUUCCUCUUCUUUGCUAUUUUCUUCUCCCGCAGCGAACGCCGCCUGGGCCGUAACGCCAUGGGCACCCAAGGCGAUCAAGAUGCGGCGCACAGCGAGGCCCACGAGGAGUCCCCGCACGAGCCCACCCAGCCCUCCGCCUCCGACGCGGUCCCCGAUGACCACGAGGCAAAGGCGCCUACCCUCGGCCACGCCGUGAACUUCACGUGGGAGAACUUGACCUACCAGGUCCCCGUGGAGGACAAGAACGGCAACAUCACCUACAAAACGCUGCUAUUUAACCUUAGCGGAUGCGCCAAGGGCGGACGCGUGCUCGCCAUUAUGGGUCCCUCUGGUGCGGGCAAGACGACGCUGAUGGGCACCAUCACCGGCAAGCUCUUCAACGCCACCGCGCGCCAGGAAGGGUGCUGCUUCAUGAACAACAACAUCUAUCAACAGCGCUACAAGCGUCUGGUGUCGUACGUGUCUCAGGAUGAUAUCGUGAUGGGCAAGGACACUCCGCGGGAGGCGAUCCACUUUUCGGCUCGUCUGCGCCUCGGCCUCGACGCGGACGCCGCCCGUCGCCGCACCGCCAACGUGAUCAAGCGUCUCUCCCUCACCAAGUGCCAGGACACCAUCCUCGGCAUCGCUGGCAUUCUCAAGGGCGUCUCUGGCGGGGAGCGGAAGCGUGCGAACAUCGGCACGGAGUUGAUUACGAACCCUUUUGUUAUGCUGCUCGACGAGCCGACGACCGGCCUCGACUCCGUCAACGCCGUCCGCGUGGGGCAGCUGCUGCAGGAUCUCGCGAAGAACGAUAUGCGCACCGUCAUCGCCACGGUGCACUCCCCGUCGUCGGAGCUGUUCGGCCUCUUCGACGAUCUGCUGCUGCUCGCGCGUGGCCACGUCAUCUACCACGGCCCCACCGCGGACUCUAUCGAAUACUUCGCCUCCCUCGGCUACCACGUCCCGCCCCGCACGAACCCGACGGAGUACUUCAUGAACUUGCUGCAGCUACCGGAGGAAAUCCUGUCGCAGCUGUGGCUCGCCUGGGAAGACUACAUCAUGUCCGAUGCCGCGGAGACCAACCCGUGUCUGACGCCGGUGACGGGGGCGAUUACGAUGACGGACGACUACCUCGAGGAGCAGCUGAAGCUGAAGGGCGCAAACUUCUGUCUGCAGUUUAUGGAGCUGCUGAAACGGUCAUGGCGCAUGUACAUGCGCGAUCCCGGCAACUUCUACGGCCGCGCCAUCCAAACCCUCUUCUUCGCCGUCUUCCUGGGCCUCUUCUUCAUCAACGUGAAGCUGAGUCAGCAGGGCGUGCAGGAUCGCCAGGGAUCGCUCUACAUCACCCUCAUGAACAACCUCUUCGGGGCGGCCAUGAACGGCAUCGCCGCCUUCCCGCCUGAGCGCGCUGUGUUUCUGCAGGAGCAGGCGAACGACGCCUACAACGCGUACAUCUACUUCCUCGCCAAGAACGCCGCCGAGCUGCCGUGGCAGGUGCUCUUCCCCACCGUGUUUGACCUCAUCGCGUACUUUAUGAUUCACUUCUACCGCAGCGCCGACGCCUUCUUUGUGAACUGGUUCAUCCUCGUGCUGCUCGGCAACUUCGGCUACGCCUUUGGCCUCAUGUUCGCCACCUUCUUCAAGGAGUCGCAGGCGGCCUUUGCGAUGGUGCCGCUGGUUCUGCUGCCGCUCUUCAUUGUGUCGGGCAUGUUCGCCAACACGGACCGUCUGUACCCGUACUGGGAGUGGCUGAACUACCUCUCCUUCCCCCGCCACGCCUACCUCGGCGUCUUCACGAACGAGUUCCGACACCUCAAAGUAAUCUGCAGCCCCGUGACGACCUCGUGCACCUACCCCAACGGCGACGCCGUGAUUGAGUACAUGGGCUUCCAGGGUUGGCACUACUGGCAGACCUUCGUCUCGCUCAUCGUCUACCAGAUUGGCCUGCGCGUCAUCGGUGCCACCUCCCUCUACUAUCAAGGACGCCAGCGCCGCGGUAAGCUGCAGUUCGUCAAGAACCUCAGCAAGCGGGUCGCCUCGCCGCGCGCCAUCGCGUCUGCACGCAGCAACGACGAGCUGUCCGAUGCGAACUCGACGCUGAUCGGCUCGAUAGCCACGCCGUCGAACGCGUACGGCUCGACCGGGGCCGCCACGCCGUCCGCCCAUUCCUCGCGCCGCCAGCCCUUCUACGCCGACGAUAGCGAGCGUGCGACGCUGUCCUCGCUGGACACCCCGGUGACCUACGAAGAGAGCCCCAUCGAUAUUGAGGUGGAGUAA